AUGGUUCGGGACAACAUACAAGCGGCAGCAACGGAAGACAAGCAGGACAGAGCUGCUGAGAUGGUCGUCGAUGCUGCGCACGAGAAGGCUGCACAGCAUGCUGCACGCAAUGAUGGCAGCCCUGAAGAAAUAGCAGAGCAGCUGGUGAGUGAGGUGGACGGCGGAGACAUUAAGAGCAUAGAGCUGGAGAGAAAACACGCCGAGAUCAAGCCUGGCCAGCCGGGGAGCGGUGUGCAGCGAGGCUCUGCUGCAGCUGCAGCCCAGUCGGCUGUGGACAGAGCGGCAGAUCCUACAAGGACAAGCAAACCGGUGAUAGCACAGAAGGCAGAGGCGGCCUUGGCUGAUGAGGUCAGAAAUGCUCGUGACUAGAUGGGAGCGCAGUAAUCAUGUAGUAUCUGCUUAGCCUGAUACUGAAGUGUACUUGUAUCACUUAAAGCACAAAAUUUGUAACCAAUUUGUAACCAAUUUUUCAACUG
Molecule: messenger RNA, 476 nt
Organism: Coccomyxa subellipsoidea C-169
Lineage: Eukaryota; Viridiplantae; Chlorophyta; Trebouxiophyceae; Coccomyxaceae
Exons: 3
Coding region: 1-369 (122 amino acids)
Source: RefSeq, a predicted model, not a curated record